AUGGAAAAUGAUAAACGGUCUGAUCAGCUGCCCGGUGGUCGGAAUGAUGAAAGCCUUCGAAGUCGCGAUGUAUAUUCUGGCCCGUUAAUCAUUGCCAAACGGGACUGUGUUGAUCCAGAAGGAGUUUACGAUUCAAAAACGUGCAGUCCAUAUGAUCGAUCUGGAAUCAUACAACCGCAUGUGGAUUUCAAGCGAACCGACACAGCUUCGGCUGAUAAUAAACGGUCACCGGAUUCCGCAAGGGAAUGGAAUGCCGAUCAGAGUAAGCUGAAACAAACACAACCCAAUGACUCCGGUUCGUACAAUCCAGCUCAAAAGUUUCCACCGGAGGACUAUUCAGAUCGCCUGGAUGACAAGCAUCCCGGAUCGUCUCAGUCCGCCUCAACUUGGCUCAAAGACUACGAAUUCCGACUGCCUCAAUCUCUGGCUAACCCGGUCAAGCCAUCUACAAUACGUCGGGAAAACCAGUACCGGAAUGAACACACCGAAUUAGGCUUGGAACCUAGAAAACAGUUUGCCCUGAAUAUUGGUCUGAUUGCUUCCGUUUCCGUGGGUGGAAUUUGUGUGUUAAUCGCACUCACCUGUGUUAUCUAUCGAUGUAUGCGUCGAGAUGAGGGUUCGUACAAUGUGGACGAGAACUUGGCCUAUACAGGGGAGAGCCAUUCCAUGCUGGGAUCCAGUGGUCCGGGAACACGCGUGGCACGUAAACGGGACGGGGACAUGCAAAUGAGUGUUCUGCGUCACACGCCAGACGCAACCGGUCACACCACACAAACGAUGCAUGGUAAUGAUGCGGGGCCAAUGAAAUCUGCCCUAAUGGUCACUUUCAAUGACAACUGUAAAGAUGCAUUUACCGGCCCGGGCACAUUAGGCGCUCAACCGGCAACUUCUGCCGAUAUGGUCUCAUCCAAACAGGAACUGCUCUCCUCGCCAUCCAUUCAAUCGGCAGAUAAUUCUGUGAAACGCUCACGACUGGUGAAAAUAGAGCAACCGUUUGAUCGGCGAACAUUGCGUUCCACAGCCAAGUCAAAACACUGCAAAGAUGUAACAGAUUCUCAAGAGUGGUAUGUCUAA
Echinostoma caproni is the source of this 1074-nucleotide messenger RNA. Lineage: Eukaryota; Metazoa; Platyhelminthes; Trematoda; Plagiorchiida; Echinostomatidae. The record is from the annotation of a GenBank genome assembly.